Molecule: messenger RNA, 483 nt
Organism: Raphanus sativus (radish)
Lineage: Eukaryota; Viridiplantae; Streptophyta; Magnoliopsida; Brassicales; Brassicaceae
Exons: 1
Coding region: 1-483 (160 amino acids)
Source: RefSeq, a predicted model, not a curated record
AUGAACCUCCUUUUUAGGAGGAAGAGAAACGUGGCCUAUAUGGAACCACUUAUUGAGACAUUCCCAUGGAUCUUAUGGUACAUUUGGAAGGCACGCAACGAGAAAGUUUUCAAUGGAAAGAAAAUCUCACCAGGUGACACCUUGCAGCUAGCUUCUAUAGAAGCUGAAUGCUGGAGAAAGGCAAAUUUACCGGAGGAUGGAGAGGAGGAUGAGCUACAACCAGCACCGUCGCGAGUUUCGACUCUCCCUGUGAACCCCCAAUGUCCAACCUGUCAAAUUGAUGCCUCAUGGGUUGAUAAUAGCACGGUUAGUGGGCUAGGGUGGUUCUACAAGGAUCAAAUGGGAGUUGAAAGAUUUGGUUUACAAGGGAUGCCGGAAGAGCUUAUCAGCUCUCCAUGCAGAGAUGGAAGGAUUCAUAUGGGCCUUAUUUUGUCUACGAGAAGUACAAUGUACCGUGAUCCAUAUGGAGACGGACUGCUCUGA